GCUUCCUGCCGCAGGUUUGACUGCAGUCUGCUGGUUGAGGGGCAGUAGGGAAACCACUGAAAUCUGGGAUAUCUGGGAAAAGGGCAGUCGGUGAAAACCGGGACUCAUCCGGUUCAGAUCCCGGAGAACGUCGCCCGUCGCCCCGCGGAGCUUCCGGCGGACCGUCCGGCUCCGAGUCCCCGCUGCUGGCUGCGGUUUUUCUUCCUCUAACCUCCGCUGGAUCCGCACGGGAGAUCGAAUCUUCCAGCGAGCUGUUGGACUGAGCAGACCAAAGAUGGAUCAGGUGUCUGAUGAGGAGGUGGAGGUCCGGGAGGAGGAGGAGGAGGAGGAGGAGGACAGCGAUAAGGAGGACCAGGACCUGGACAAGAUGUUUGGAGCCUGGCUGGGGGAGCUGGACAAACUGACUCAGAGUCUGGACGACGGUCGUCCUGAACCUCCUCCUCAGCAGAAAGCUCCUCUCAGACAGGAGACCAACAUGGCCAACUUCUCCUACAGGUUCUCCAUCUACAACAUCAACGAGGCUCUGAACCAGGGGGACAACGUGGACCUGGACGCUCUGAUGGCCGACCUCUGCUCCAUCGAACAGGAGCUCAGCACCAUCAACACCAAACCCAACAGCAGCAGCAGCGGCCUGGCCCGGCUCGGUCUGACCGACACCAAGGUCCGUCAGAAGCCUCCAGCAGGUCGCAGCAGCCGGCAGCAGCCAGCAGGGGGCGGUAGUAACAGCGUCGGUGGUGGCAGCAGUGGAGCGAGUAGCAGCAGCAGCAGCACCAGAGCUUCACCAGCUGGAACCAUCAGAGCUCCAACCGGACAUCAUGGAAGACCAGCUCUGGCCUCCAACUUCAGCCUGGACGACAUCACGGCUCAGCUGGAGAAGGCGUCCCUCAGUAUGGACGAAGCCGCCCGUCAGACUUCCUCUCACUCUCUAAGCUCCGCCUCCUCCUACACGUCGGCCACCAUGCGUCGACCCGGAGCCUCUCAGCGCCAACACCGACGGACCGGAUCAGUCGGGACGGUCAGCGAACACGAGGUGCGCUCCAUCGUCCAAUCGUCUCGCUCCUCCGUCACCUCGGCCUCCGGAGUCUCGGUGAACUCGGCCUCCUCCAUGGACUCUCUGGACUCCGUCCUCCGGUCCGAGUCCGACGGUCAGCAGCCUCCAGCCGAGGGAGCCGGUCAGAGUCACCACAACACCGAGCACUCCUAUCUGGACAGGGAAACCUCUCUGAUUCUGAGAAACAUAGCAGGAAAACCCUCCCACCUGCUGACAAAGGAGGAGCAGGCGGCCAAGCUGAAGGCUGAGAACAUCCGAGUGGCUCUGGAGAAGAUCAAGGAGGCUCAGGUGAAGAAGCUGGUGAUUCGUGUCCAUUUGUCAGACGAGAGCUCAAAGACGAUGAUGGUGGACGAGAGACAGACGGUCAGACAGGUUCUGGACAGUUUGCUGGAGAAAUCUCACUGUGGAUACAGUGCAGACUGGUCCCUGGUGGAAACCAUCAACGAGCUGCAGAUGGAGCGGAUCUUCGAGGACCACGAGAACCUGGUGGAGAACCUGCUGAACUGGACCAGAGACAGCCAGAACCGCCUCAUGUUCACCGAACGGAUCGAGAAGUACGCUCUGUUCAAGAACCCACAGAACUACCUGCUGGGGCGGAAGGAGACGUGUGAGAUGGCUGAGAGGAACAAAGAGGCUCUACUGGAGGAGUGUUUCGGCGGCAGCUCGGUGUCGGUCCCUGAGAUGGAGGGAGUGUUGUGGCUCAAAGAGGAUGGAAAGAAGUCGUGGAAGAAGCGCUACUUCCUGCUGAGGGCUUCUGGCAUCUACUACGUCCCAAAGGGCAAAGCAAAGGCCUCCAGAGACUUGGUGUGUUUCCUCCAGCUGGACCACGUCAACGUCUACCUGGGACAGGACUACAAGAGCAAGUACAAGGCUCCUACAGACUACUGCAUGGUGCUGAAGCACCCUCAGAUCCAGAAGAAGUCGCAGUACAUCAAGUAUCUCUGCUGUGACGACAUCAGAACUCUUCAGCAGUGGAUCAACAGUAUUCGUAUCACCAAGUACGGGAAGCAGCUCUACACCAACUUCCAGGAGGCCAUGAGGAGGUCGGAGGCGGCCUACGACUGGUCUUCCCUUUCUUCUUCCUCCAUCAAGUCGGGAUCCAGUUCAUCCAGCCUUCCAGUUAGCAUCAUCACCAGUCUACAAGUUAAUCAGAACUCACCGCUUCACCCUGCAGAGUCUCAGUCCAACCACUCCAGCCAAUCGGACAGCGGCGUUUCAGAGAUGACAUCAUCAGGCCACACCCGCUCGCAGAGUGUCGUCAGCUCCAUUUUCUCUGACGCCUGGAGGAGAGGAACACAAGGAGAGAUGAUGAGGAUGGACCCUAUCAGUCGGCCCAUCCCGGUCCAGAUCCCGUCCCUGUCCCCCCAGCCUCCUCAUCAGACUCCCCCCUCCAGGAGCAGCUACACCGACGGCCUCCUCCCCUCUGAUGACUCCUCCCCCUCCCCUCCCUCCCCCCCUCCCCCUCCUCCUCCGCCCCCCAUAUCCAGCGUGGCCCACCAGCCGGCGCCCCCUGCCUCCUACGUUAAGUACAGCACCCUGGCCCGGCUGCAGAGCCAGACCCAGUCCAGGACCCAGCAGGCUGGUACCGCCCCCCCCUCCAACUACAACACCCUCCCGGCCGCCUACAGCACCUCCCCUGCUCUGCCCCCGUCUCCUCCUCCUCCUCCUCCCCCCACAGCUCCGGCUCCUGGUUCUGCCAUGGCAGCGUUGAAGUUCGGUCCGUCCAGCCCCUCGGCCCUCCCCCCUCCUCCCCCUCUGGAGGAGGACAUGCAGGAGCCCUCCUACCUGCCUCCUCCUCCCCCUCCAGAGCCCAGCUCCUGCCCUCCUCUGUCCAACACCGGCCUGCAGCAGUUCCUGUCCCAGAAGUUUCCCAACAUGGUGUAUGACUUCAGCCAGGGCCCUGAUGAAGACUCUCCUCCUCCUCCUCCUCCUCCUCCUGGAGCUGAACUCUCUCCUCCAACCUCCCUGCAGGUCCUCCGGCCUCUGUCCCCCAACGCUCCUCCUCCUGCACCUCCUAAGACCUUCACUGGUGGGUUUCCUCCUCAAACUGCUCCCAAACCUUCCGGUCCUUCCUCCCUCCCCCUCGCUCUCUCCCCCGUCUCCCCCACUCAGCCCCAGAUUGGACACGGUCCCUUUAAGAAGCAGCAGAGCUUCUCCACAGGACACUCCCCCAACCAGCCUCCCCCCACCCUGCCCAAGCAGCACAGCCUCUCCUCCAAGAACCUGGCCGUCUCUCCUUCCUCCUCCUCCUCCUCCGUCUCCAUCGCGGCCGCUACCUCCUCAUUGGUCAAACAGAUUGUCAAUCAGUUCCCAGGAAACUCUGCCUCUUCCUCUCUGCCCGCCUCCAACUCCAUGGAGGGCUCCAAGUUCUCGGCUCCUCAGUCUCCUCCGGCGGUUAAAGCCAAACCAAAGUGGCAGCCGGGAGGAGUGGUAGCUCCUCAGUCUCCAGAGUUCCCUCCACCUCCUCCUGACAGCUCCCUGGGAGACUUCCCUCCUCCCCCCUCCUCCAAGACGGGCUCCCCCGUCAAGAAGUCGCCUUCCACCUCCUCCACAGGAUCCACCAAGAGGGGUCCUCCACCGACCCCCCAGAGAGCCUCCUCCAUCCGGGAGGCCCAGGAGGAGAGGCCCAAGAAGGUGGAGAGUCUGGUCAGUAAGUUUGGCCAGGCUCCUCAGACCGGCACCUCCUCCAGCUCCUCCUCCGCCACUGGCUCUCCCUCCAAAGACUCCUCCCUUCCUGCUCCGCUGCCGAAGCCGGGGAAGCUGAACCUGGCCAACCUCCCUCUGGCUCUGCAGGGCCUCCAGGGGCAGCACCACCAGCCCGACUUCCCCUCCCCUCCUCCCCCACCUCCCCCCUCCCAGCCUCCUCACCUGGACUCCUCACCCGACUACUUCCCUCCUCCCCCCAGUGACUUUGAGCUCUUCCCUCCCCCUCCUCACCCGUCAGAGUUCCACCACCCCCCGAAGGUUGCCGUGGUGAACCCCCAGCCCCAGAUGCCUCCUCCUCAGCAGCCGGCCUCCUCUUUGUCGUCGUCGUCAUGGAAACAAGGCUCUCUGAAGAAGGGGGCAGUGGCGCCUCCCACACUGAGCCGGAGGACCAGCAACACGGGUCAAUACGACACCACCUCCUCCAUGCCUCUCUCGCUGCUGCCGCUGUCUCAGACUCCGCCUCCCUCCCUGACCUCCUACUCCUCCUCCUCCCCCAUCCCCCCCACCUCCCCCAAGUCGGCCGGACCGGGCUCGCUGACGCUGAAGCCCCACUUCCUGGAAGACCUCAACCGCACCCUGAAGAGGAAGUCGGUGUCUCGCCACGGCUCGCUGACCUCCUCCCACCUCAUCACCUCCUCUAAGAUGGAGCCGGUGGGCACCAUGGACGACAUGGCGCUCCUCCCUCCUCCUCCCCCGGAGCUCCUGCAGCAGCAGCAGGGCGUCCGAGGACACUCCCACACUCUGUCCCGCCACCAUUCGCACUCCCAGUCCGCCAAACACGCCAACAUCUCAGGCUAUGCAACGCUGCGGCGAGGCCCGCCUCCCGCUCCUCCUAAACGGGACCAAAGCACCAAACUGACCAGUGAUUGGUGAAGCAGAGACACUGGGCGGAGCCUAAGCAACCGAACUGACCAAUGAGGUCUUAGAGAAGAAAUAAUCAGUGUGUGUCUUGACUUGUCCGUCUCUCCUCGUCCUAAACCAUCCUGGAUACCGAGCAAGUAGCAAGCCGUGUUUCCUACUCAGAUUAUGAUUGUUGAUAUUAACCUCAUUAUUCCUAUCAUUACGAUACAUGUUUAACCCAACGACACGAGUAGAAUAUAUAUAUGUACAUAUAUAUCUGUAUACAAGCAAGCCAGAAAAUCACCUAUCGAGCUUUUUUCACAACGUCUGUGCAGCUUUGCAUUGAAAUAUACAAAAGACGAGACUUGAACGACGACGGCAACAGAGACACUUUGCUGCAAACUACCAGGUACUGCAUGGAGCCGCCGAUCACGGAAGGAGAACACGGAAGGAACACGGGACGUGAAAGUGGAUGUAUAGAAAUAUGUGUUGUGAACCUGGGGGGGCAUCGCCAUUUAUUUCAGACUUUUUUUGUGUGUGUUUUUAUAUAAGAUUAUUUAAUACUGGAAAGAUAUUGUUAUUAGAAUUAUUUUAAAUUUUAAGAAGACUCAGAGGGUGUGUUUUCUCAAGAAGCAGCUCAUUCCUGAGUGUUUAUUUGGAUCAUUGUUUUCAUCUGAGGGUGCUUCUUUAGCGUUAGAGCUUCAUGGCUGAUUGGUUGGUCAGAUUUAAUGAUUAAAUGCUUAAAGGAUUGAACAAACACUUCAGUCAGAUUCAAUCAGUAAGGCUGCGCUCAGAUUACAGGAAUCAGUUACAUCUUAAAGUAUUAUUACUCCAGAGCAGGAGAGUCAAACUCAUCUUAGUUCCACAUCCAGCCCAGUCUGAUCUCCAGUGGACCGGACCAGUAAAACCACAGCAUAAUGACCUAGAAAUAACCACAACUCCUAAUCGUUCCUUUGUUUUAGUGCAAAAAAGUACAUUCUGAAAAUGUUCACAUUUAAUUAAUGAUCUUUUUCCAAAACUUCAUGAGCAACCUGAAAUUUCUGAAGAAUAACUGAAAUUCCAACAACAUUCAGCCUCAGUUUAUCAUUUCCACAUCACAACUUCCAGAUCACAGAGUGUCGACAAAGGAACACAACAUUUAGUCAUCUGGAACUGAACCAGAGAGGAUUUACUGGAGGAUCACAACCACAAAAGUCAGACAAAAAAAACAACAAAAACUACACAAAAUAUGACAAAAAUCAGAUGCAAAUGACACAAAAACAACAAAACAAGACACAAAACAAAAAAUAAGACAAACUACACAACAAAAAGAGACAAAACAUUUGGCAAAAAAGUCACAAAGCAACAAAAAAUUACAGAAAUGACACAAGACAAAAAAUGACAAAAGCAAGAAACAAAACAACAAAAAAGCAGACCAACAACACAAGCGAGACAAAAAAACGACAGAAACGAUACAAAACAUCUAAUAAAGCGAAACAAAAUGACAAAAAUAAGACAAAAAACACAAGCGAGACAAAAAUGAAACACAAAAUGACAAAAACACAAGACAAAUGACAAAAGUCAGACAAAAAAAGACAAAAACAAGACAAAAUAUUACAAAAACGAGACACAAAAUGACAAAAGAACGAUGAACAAUCUAGUAUUUUACUUUCUGAUCAAAACCACUUGUCAUGGUCUAGAAAUGAUUUUAAAUUUAUAGUUUUACUAAUUUACAAUCUGCAGUUAUUGUCUUCUCUGUUAUUUUUACACUUUGAGGACCGGAUUGGACCCUCUGGAGGACCACUUUUGGCCCACGGGCCUCAUGUUGGACACCCCUGAUCAAGAGGGAACUUCACAUGAGUUCAUGUCUUCCCUUCUCCUUAUGAAGUUUCUGGUAUUUCCAGCUGUUCCACAUUUAAAAGAUGAAUUUCAGGUUUAUCUUCUCUGAACUGGAAGCAGAACCUCCUUUAAUCUGAGCUCAGCCUUCGGUUGGUUCCUCACAUUUCACUGACAGACGUCGUUAAACACCUCGUUCAGCUUUAUCGAUGACUAAAACAGCUGAUCAGCUUCAUCCGACGCUGUGUGAAAGAAGGUCGUUUUUCUAGUGAAUGAAUCAGUCACAUGUUUGUCGUUGUAGCGGCUGGUCGGUCACUUACUGACUGGGUGUCUGUCGAUGGGAACAACUGCCUGAAAAACAAGAGAAGUGUUGGAACAUGAGACCCAGAAACACUCGACUGUCCUUUAACAUGUCUGACGUUCUGACGUUUUAAUUCACCUGCAGGUUCUUUAGCCAGAAACAAACCAAUCUAGGAGGGAAAAGAAGCUCAGAGUAACAGGCUUAGAGGACUAAAGCCUUAAUUUCACAUCUUCAAAACCUACUGGGAAGCAAAUUGUAAACAUGGCAAGAAAAAUUAACAGAGAAAACACAAAUUAGUGUCGUUUCAAUCAACUGUUUUGGAGUGAAUAAGCUCUGCUGCAGUGCUAACCAAGUGGAAAAAUAAAUCAGCUGUUUGUUUGUCUUAACCCUCCUGUUGUCCUCAUUUAUAGGCACCAAAAAAUAUAGUUUCCUUGUCUGAAAAAAAGUCUAAAAAUUCAGCAAAAAAAUUCCCCAAAUUGCUGAAAAUUUGCAAAACCUUCAGGAAGAAAAUUCCAGUAAUUCCUUCAGUUUCCCUUAAAUUUUUUGAAUUAAAAAAAAAAUAAAAUAAAAAAUUGGCAAGAAAAUUCUUGUAAAUAUUUUCAAAAAAUGAGGAAAAAUCUUCCCAAAAAUCCUAAAAAUAUCUAAAGUGAUUCCAUAUAUAUACCAGUAAAACUUCUAAUAUUUUCUUUAAGAACAUUCACAUAAAAAUCAACCAAAAUCCAGCGAAUUUGCUGGAUUUUGGUUGAUUUUUAUGUGAAUGUUCUUAAGAAAUUUCUUUUUUUCCACCACAAAAUGUUCAAAGAUUUCCCAAAAAUGUUGAAAAUGUGGACAUCAGAAGUUUCACUGUGAAAAUAUACUUUUUUCCACAUUUUCAAACUUUCAAACAAUUUUGACCCGCAGGACGACACGAGGGUUAAAGAAGAGGAAGAACAAAACGAAGCUUCGUCCAUCUACAUUGAAGUAAUUAUUCCUUCAUGUCAGCUGUUUAUAACAAACAGCUGAUCAGUCAGAACUUCUUCAGAAAAGCUGUUUCCAUUUUACAGGAAGCUCAUUUCCAGUGAAUCUGGGGAAGUUUGUUUGAAUUAUUUCGUUUCCGUAAACCUUUUCUGAUGCCAUACUUCAAAAUGUGCAUAAAAUAGAUCUAUUGAAACACGACUAGAGAGUCGAGUCUAAAGAUCAUAAAAGACUAAACUAGACCUCAGUCAGCUACUUGGGUCUGUUUGUGUUUCACCUCCGUAAACAGAAAUUUUACAACUUCAGCCUCCUCCACUGUGAUUUUACUCUAAAAACGAAACUACGACACAUUCUGCCACAUUUUACGUGAUAUAUGAAGCUGAAAUGUUCUGUUGAAAGUGAUUUAAACAGAAAACUUCAUAUUUACUGGUUUUAUGAUGAUAAACUGAGAACAUUGACAACUGUUUGGACAAAAUGGUGAUUUUGGUAUUUUUCUCCACUUUGACACACUAAAUGCUAAAUUCCCAGAAUAAAAAUAAAGAGUGCUCCUGAAAAAGCUGAGCUGGUGCCAGGAGGCAGAUUUAAAGACAGAAGCUAAUGGAGUCUCUGUGAAUUAGCUUUAGUUAGCUCCUCCAGCUGGUCAGUGAGUUAGAUUAGAAACCAGCUAGUUAGUCUGCUGCUCCAUCCAAACAGCUGAGUCCAGAUCAGCUGAUUAAAGCUUUUUUAAAUACAUUUUCUGAUUGUGGUUUUUUUAUAUGACUGUAUUUUAAGUGCAGCUGAACCUCGGUCUGUUUCUACCUUCCUGUUUUUAUCUUCCUGGGUUUAAAUUCUCUGCAUGACAGCGGUGCAACAGCACACAUGCCAAAAACGUAACACGACUGCCCCAGCUUUGAUUUUUUUAAGUGCAAUCAUAUCUGUCUUUGAGGUUCAUUUCUGAUGUGUAGUUAGAAGAUGGUUUCAGUUAGUUUGAACAUCAAAUCUGUUCUGUGAUGCUCAGUCCUUCCUCUGCCCUGCAGGAGAACGCUUAUCACAGUGGAUUUCAGAGCAACGUACAGUUUGAAACUGGUCAAUGUCUUGAAAUGUCUUGCUCAAGGACGCCGGCAGAGCACAUGGCUGUUACUGGUGUCAAACCUGCUGUUGCAUUUAAAUAAAGGAGAGAAAUGAGUCAAA
Molecule: messenger RNA, 8837 nt
Organism: Amphiprion ocellaris (clown anemonefish)
Lineage: Eukaryota; Metazoa; Chordata; Actinopteri; Pomacentridae
Product: ras-associated and pleckstrin homology domains-containing protein 1-like
Exons: 20
Coding region: 275-4630 (1451 amino acids)
Biological process (GO): signal transduction
Cellular component (GO): plasma membrane; cytosol
Source: RefSeq, a predicted model, not a curated record